CAUUUCAAAUCCACUUUCACUUCCUUUCCUCUUAUUUCAUUUUUAUUUUUUCACUGCAGAAUCGAAGAACAACUCAAAUGGCCUCUUGGCUAUCUCCAUUUGCUCUUGUUCUUUGCCUUCUAUCAUCCAUGGCUUCCUUUUCUGAUUCAAAAGCCUUCUCCUUCGAUGACAACUUCGUUAUAACUGGAGCAAAAGACAACUUCAAAACCUCUCCUGAUGGUCAAGUAUGGUACCUCUAUCUUGAUCAACGAAAAGGGUGUGGAUUUCAAACAAAGCAGAGGUACAGAUUCGGUUGGUUCAGUAUGAAGCUGAAGCUGGUUGGUGGAGAUUCAGCUGGAGUAGUGACUGCUUAUUAUAUGUGUUCAGAUUUGGAUGCUGGGUUGUAGAGAGAUGAGCUUGAUUUUGAGUUUCUUGGCAAUAGAAGUGGGGAGCCAUACACAGUUCAGACCAAUCUGUAUGUGGGAGGAGUGGGGGGAAGGGAGAUGAGGCAUAUGCUUUGGUUUGAUCCUACUGCUGAUUUCCACACUUACUCAAUUCUUUGGAACUAUCAUCAUAUUGUCUUCUUCGUGGACAGAGUGGCCAUAAGAGUGUACAAAAACAACGGUAAACUGAACAGCUUCUUCCCAAAUGAGAAGCCAAUGUACAUAUUCUCAAGCAUAUGGAACGCCGACGACUGGGCUACCAGAGGAGGCCUUGAGAAGACAAACUGGAAGAACUCACCCUUCGUUUCAACUUACAAAGACUUCAGCGUCGAUGCCUGCCAGUGGGAGGACCCUUACCCUGCUUGCGUAUCAACGACGACCGAGCAUUGGUGGGAUCAGUAUGCGGCUUGGAGCCUUGAUGAUAAUCAGCUUGAGGACUUCACCUGGGUGGGAAGAAACCUUGUUAUUUAUGAUUACUGCAGGGAUGCUGAAAGAUACCCAAAGUUGCCUGAAGAAUGUAAUCUAUAG
Molecule: messenger RNA, 950 nt
Organism: Dendrobium catenatum
Lineage: Eukaryota; Viridiplantae; Streptophyta; Magnoliopsida; Asparagales; Orchidaceae
Product: probable xyloglucan endotransglucosylase/hydrolase protein 8
Exons: 4
Biological process (GO): cell wall biogenesis; xyloglucan metabolic process
Cellular component (GO): apoplast; cell wall
Molecular function (GO): hydrolase activity, hydrolyzing O-glycosyl compounds; xyloglucan:xyloglucosyl transferase activity
Source: RefSeq, a predicted model, not a curated record